Molecule: messenger RNA, 2674 nt
Organism: Toxorhynchites rutilus septentrionalis
Lineage: Eukaryota; Metazoa; Arthropoda; Insecta; Diptera; Culicidae
Gene: Cyp49a1
Product: probable cytochrome P450 49a1
Exons: 11
Coding region: 830-2476 (548 amino acids)
Molecular function (GO): oxidoreductase activity, acting on paired donors, with incorporation or reduction of molecular oxygen; iron ion binding; heme binding
Source: RefSeq, a predicted model, not a curated record
UAGUCGCUGCCAAGAAAACCAUGCGGUCAUAGAAGCGCAAUUUCAGCCCCAACUGCCUGGCUAAGCGACGGUUUAAGUUUGAACAGAAACAGAGGAAAAACAAACAUUAGGCGGGGAUUGAAAGUUCACUUCAAAAAUUUUGGACAGCACCGUCAAACGUCGUGGCUUUGGUCAUUUGGCAGUUUGGAUCGCAUCGGAUUGCGCGUUUCGCAAAAGUCGAUUUACAUGGAAUUGCUCACGGUUUCGCUAGUAGGGCUAUGUCUUCUCGCUGCGGUCGUUGCUGUUUUGUGACACAGCCGUGUUUCAGUUCAGUUGCUUCGGAUGUCGCGUGCGCACAGCUUUUGGCGGGUUUCAUUAUAAUCGGCAUUCGGUUGGGAGCGGACCGUUUGUGUGUUUCGCGCUGCCGUAAAGGGGCUUCAUUGCAAUAAAAAAACUAUUUCAUUCUCAGCUGCUAGUUCUUGUGUGGUGCUUUAGAUAUAGAUAUGCCAAGCUUGAAGUAACAGGUAGAGUCCCAUCCAUGCCGAGGAAGUUGCAGUUGUUUUCCAAUGCAUGAAAUUGGAACGAAAGUGAAUCGUGAAGAAAGUAAAUCGGAAUAUUCAGUGUCUGUGUUAAACGUAGGACGAAUCAACCAUCCGUUCUAUGUGAGUCGUUUGUGUGUGUGUUCUACUCAACGGAAACGGAUACGUUCUAGUAUCGGAACGGAAUAGUAGUUUCGGCUGGUUCUUAAGCUAAAACUCCGAAAAAGUUCGAAAAAGUUCGUUCAAAGCGAAAGCAGUGUGCCUUAUUUUGUUUUUAUUGGAGGAAGCAAGACUAAGAGACGCUGGAAGCCAUGGUUGGCCAGAGAAUCGCAAACUCUUUGCUCAAGAGAUCAGCAUUCUCUUCGGCAAUCAAUGUAUUACCAAACGAGGUUACCACCGCUGCUGGGACUGCCCCAGCAAUCGCCACCACAGUCGCCGAUGCACAAACAGGAGUAGAAUUCGCCGUCGGAAGCCAUGUGAAAUCCUACAUGGAAGUGCCGGGACCCAAAGGACUCCCCCUGAUUGGCAACAGUUGGCGUUUUGCACCCUUUGUCGGCCAAUACCGAAUAGAAGAUCUGGAUAAGGUCAUGCGUGAUCUUCAUCUGCGUUUCGGUAAAGUUGCCAAAGUAGGUGGUCUCAUAGGUCAUCCCGAUUUGCUAUUUGUGUACGAUGCCGAUCUAAUCAGGGACACCUUCAAGAAGGAAGAAGUCCAACCCCACCGGCCGGCGAUGCCAUCGCUUCGCAACUACAAGUCCAAGCUGCGGAAAGAGUUUUUCGGAGACAACAUGGGACUGAUCGGAGUACACGGUGAAAAAUGGGACGCAUUCCGUGCCAAAGUGCAGCAAGUGAUGUUGCAGCCAGCAACGGCGAAAAAGUAUAUUGGACCACUUGAUGAGAUAUCCAGUGAUUUUAUGGAAAGGAUUCACGAAAUGCGAGACAACAAUGAUGAGCUGCCAGGCGAUUUUCUCCAUGAGCUCUACAAAUGGGCGCUUGAGUCGAUUGGACGUGUUGCACUUGACACUAGGUUGGGAUGUGUAUCGAAAACAGGUAAUGAGGAAUCAAAACGUAUCAUCGAUUCAAUCAACGCGUUCUUCUGGAACGUUGCCGAGGUGGAGCUGCGGAUGCCCAUCUGGCGGAUAUAUAAAACGAGUGCCUAUAAAAAGUACAUUAGCGCGCUUGACACAUUCCGAGAAUUAUGUAUGCGCCACAUCAACAUCGCCAUGGAGAAAAUGAACAGCAGUAGUGAGGUGAAAAGUGAGGAAAACAUUUCCCUGGUGGAAAGAAUCCUACAAAAAACUAACAACCCCAAAAUCGCAGCCGUGCUGGCGCUCGAUUUGAUAAUGGUGGGCGUCGAUACGACAUCGGUGGCAGCCACCUCCACAAUUUACCAGUUGAGUCAAAACCCAGACAAACAGGAAAUUCUGUUCAACGAAAUCAAACGCAGUCUCCCGUCACCGGAUACCAAAUUUACGGUGUCUAUGCUGGAAGCAAUGCCAUAUCUGCGUGCCUGCAUCAAGGAAACCCUCAGAAUGUACCCAGUGGUAAUUGGGAACGGACGCAGUCUCCAAUCGGAUGCCAUCAUCGGAGGAUACCACAUCCCCAAAGGGACCCACGUAAUCUUCCCCCACUUUGUUGUGUCCAACCUGGAGGAAUAUUUCCCGGAGCCGGAAAAGUUUGUACCUGAACGAUGGCUCAAGAGAGGCGAACUGAAGGAACAUGGCGCCGGAUGCCCACUCGCUGGACAGAAAAUCCAUCCGUAUGUUAGUUUGCCGUUUGGCUAUGGCCGACGCACCUGCAUCGGGAGACGGUUCGCGGAAAGCGAACUGCUCAUUCUACUGUCGAAGCUUUUCCGACGAUAUCACAUUGAGUAUAACUACGAAAAGUUGACAUACAAGGUUAAUCCUACGUAUAUUCCCGAUAAGCCAUUGAAAUUUAAACUCACCGAACGCAACAACUAACACGGUUUGGAGGAUACACACCUUAGUAGCAAUGUAAUUGACCCAGGGAAAAAGAAUAGCAAGUAAUGUUUUUUUUUAUUAGCGCGACAGACUGUGACCGAAUGUUCGAAUGUUGAAUGGUGUAAAAAGUAUUUAUGUACAUAAUUGAACGGAAUAAUUUACGAGCUUAAAUAAAUCCAACAACAAGUUAUAAACGAU